AUUCUCUCUGCUCCUCAAGAACAGCUUUGACAGAUCCAAAAGGUAAGUCUCCUUUAAAAUUUAUUUCGACUGCAUAGGAGCUGAACUACACCUUAUGUACUUAACACACCAAUUUUCCAUCACUUAUGCCAGUUUUAUUUGUAACUGGACUGCGUAUUUUCUGUUAAUCACUGUUUAAUCUUACUGUGUAAUUUUUUGGUUUGAAUUAUGUAUAUGACCACCCUGGGACCUUUGGGUGAAGUGUGGAUUAUAAAUAUUUUAAAUUAAUAAAAAUUAAUAAAAAUAAUAAAAAUUAAAAUAAUGAAGAAAUAACUAUAACUGUAACCUGGAGGGGGUGAUCUGGAAGCUGAAAAGUAGUAGGCAGGAAGAAGAAUGUAUUAACCUUUGUAGACUGUCAUUAUUUUGGGGUGGGAUUGAAUCCAGAUCGCACAACUAUAAUUGAUUGGGAGUUGCAACAAACGCACUUUCCCCAAAAGUUCAGGUUUUCUGCUGAAAGUAAAGUGAUGGGGAAAUGCAGUGGAACUUGUAGGAUAGCAACAUCAUCUAACCUCCCCACAAACACAUCAGAAUGAUUGCUCUUUAAAUAGCCACUUCGUCUAAUAUCCCUGCAAACAAAUCAGGAGGAGUGCUCAUCCACAAGUGGCCUCAAAAUUAGUCAUACUCGGAGCAGAUACACUGAAAUCAGUGUGUCUGAGUAUGACUAACAUUUGAUACCCCCCCCCAAACCACUAAAGCACAGCCAUCAAAUAAAUCCUUUCAGUGCCAGUUCAGAGGAAUCCCUCCCCUCUCCCCGUCCCAUCUGACACACCAUGUACUGUUUUUAAAUUACAGAACUCAAGCUUCAAACAUGAAGUCCUUCAAAGUUCUCUUCCUCCUUUUGGUCUCUGUCAGCUUUGUGCUGAUGGAAGAAAAUGACUCAAGGUAAGUGUAUGAACAGGGAUACCUGAGGAAGUCAGUCCUUGUGAGUUCUGAACUGACCUGAUUGGCACUUUUUAGGCUAAAUGUGUGGAUUGAAAUUUAACUAUCCGUGGUUCUCCCAAGGAUGAGGAGAAACAUGUACAGUGGUACCUCGGGUUAAGAACUUACAGUGGUACCUCAGGUUACAUACGCUUCAGGUUACAUACGCUUCAAGUUACAUAUGCUUCAGGUUACAGACUCCGCUAACCCAGAAAUAGUACAUCGGGUUAAGAACUUUGUUUCAGGAUGAGAACAGAAAUUGUGCUCUGGCGGUGCGGCGGCAGCAGGAAGCCCCAUUAGCUAAAGUCGUGCUUCAGGUUAAGAACAGUUUCAGGUUAAGAACAGACCUCUGGAACGAAUUACAGUGAUACCUCUGGUUACGUACUUAAUUCGUUCCGCAGGUCUGUUCUUAACCUGAAGCACCACUUUAGCUAAUGGGGCCUCAUCCUGUUCUCAUCCUGAAGCAAAGUUCUGGGUUAUUUCUGGGUUAGCGGAGUCUGUAACCUGAAGCGUCUGUAACCUGAAGUGUAUGUAACACGAGGUACCAUUGUAUCUGAACUGAGCGUCUUGCUAAGCUAAAGUGUUUUCUUAUGCUAAAUCAGCUUCCGGUCCACAGACUAAAUUAGGCCCACCAAUGUUCCUAAUUUGUCCUAAUUUCCAACCAGCCACAGAUUAAGCUGCAGUUGCAAAGGAGCAAUCAGGAACCUUAUAGAGCAUUAUUGGUUGUUCCUUUGCACCUGUGGCUUGCAAUUGGUGCCAUUUACAUUUGAUGACAAAUGCAAGCAACGCUACCAGAGUCAAAUCCACCCGGGACUUUCUGAUCAAUGCGCUCCUGAUAGAAUCUGAGGUCUCCAAAAGCAGGGCGGCUUGCUCCCAAUCAGCUGUGCGGCUUGCAUUUGGCAGCAAAUUUCAACCGUCCCCUUUCACACAUAGUCCGCAGAGAGUUCUCCACAAUGGGAUCUGACCCAUGAGCCGAAAGGAAUUCCCCAUCCUUUAGCUAGAGUGCUGUUCGAAACGAGAGAUGAGGAUUUUCCCUAUGUGUUUCUGUUUUGCUCUUAGAGAAAACACAAAGAAUUCCAGGUUUCUGCAGAGACGGUAUUCAGAGGGGACAUUAGCAAGCGAUUACAGUCGAACUUUGGACAGCAUGAUGAAGAAGAACUUUGUGGAGUGGCUCUUGAACAGGAGAGAGAGCAUGAUUGAGUAAGUCUAUAGCACAGGUGGUUCAUCCAGGAUUUUAGGGAAAGCACUGGGUCAAACUGAUGUUUGGAAGGCUGAGCAGGAAGGGAGAAAUGCAGGUGAGAAGGGAACACUUCUUUCUGGCCCAGGAUCCUGCCUUGUUCCGCUCCAUGGGCUAGCAUUCUCAAACAUGGACCAGUCUUAAAGUACCAUAAGUCCAAUGGGACUGAUCAGUUUGGUUGAGGUUGAGGAAGCCUGACUUAAAUACCCUUUCCCCCCUUUAUCAGGCUUUUUAUUUGCUCUUAAGUUAUACCUAGGUAGUCGGGGCACUUCUGACCACCUUUGUUGGCACAAAAGGUAAAGGUAAAGGGACCCCUGACCAUUAGGUCCAGUCGUGACCGACUCUGGGGUUGUGGUGCUCAUCUCGCUUUAUUGGCCGAGGGAGCCGGCGUACAGCUUCCGGGUCAUGUGGCCAGCAUGACUAAGCCACUUCUGGCAAACCAGAGCAGCGCACAGAAACGCCGUCCACCUUCCCGCUGGAGCGGUACCUAUUUAUCUACUUGCACUUGACGUGCUUUCGAACUGCUAGGUUGGCAGGAGCAGGGACAGAGCAAGGGGAGCUCACCCUGUCGCGGGGAUUCAAACCGCCGACCUUCUGAUCAGCAAGUCCUAGGCUCUGUGGUUUAACCCACAGCGCCACCCGCGUCCAAGGUUUGUUGGCACACCUUGGGAUAAAAGAAAAGCAACAUGUUUGCGGGGGGAGAAACAGGGGGCAGAUGAAAUGGUCUUAACAGAGCUGAAGCAUUAUAGUACUCAGGAUCCCAGAUUCCCAGGGAGAUGCCUUUUGUGUAUGUUCCCCCAGUAACAGAAUUGACCCAUCCAGGAGAGAUACUGAACCCACAGCGUUAGAUACAAGGAAUCAAGGCAUUGAAGCUGGAUCUCAGGAGGCAAUGGACUUCAUCAAAUGUAUUCUGCAAAAUAUGGGGAAACAGAGGUGAGCUCAACAACUUGUUUGGUCUGCAAAAGAAGAUCCUAUUUCAGCAGAGAAUAAGUAUUUCAGCUGCAAAGUAAAUCAUAAUCUCCUUUUCCUCCUCCAUAUUAUAUUGCUACUACUGUUUACCCACCCUUCACCCUAAGGUCCCAAGGUGGAUUAUAACAUUAAAACAACUUACAAAAAUAAGUUAUAAGUUGGUCCUAAAAAUAUAUACCUCAGGUGUUAAAAGCCAGGUAUGAUUAUAGUUCAAUUAAUCUAAAAUCUGUUGAAAAAGUGAUGUUUGCAAACAUUUACUAUACAUAAUAAAAUAAUGAUCAGUUGUAACUAGGGGUGCCAGAGAAAUUUGAUUUUGACUGAAGUUGAAUGAGAAACCCUCUAAUUUGCACUUAUCAAACCAAUACAAUAACAGAAGCAGCUACCCACUGAAAUGUGUAAUUCUCUGAAUUUUGCAAUGCAACAAACCAAUGUGUGCAAAAACAUAUUAGUGGUAACUGUUCAUAAAAAUGCAUAUAUUGGUAAAAGUAACAUGCAAAAAUGCAUUAUAUUAGGGGAAAUUGCUUGAAAAAAUGCAUCUAUUAGUCAAAACUGCUUUCAAAAAUAUGUUUACUAUGAGAAAUAUGCACUAAAAUGUACAACAUCAUGAGGAUUUUUUAAAAAAGUAUAAAUGUGAACAACUGAAUUUAACACUGGGGGGGGAAAGAAACUGGUAGAAAAAUAAAAAUUGGCAGUCUUGUUCAUAAGUUUUUAAAACUGCACCAGUACUACCUCGCCUUUUAGAUAUUGUAAUAAAGUAAUUUUGAGAUCAGAUGGAAACUCUUAGCCUUUACUUUGAUAUAAUAAAAAUAAGAUACCUUCCCAUUUUUUAAAAAAAGAAAUGGCCAAAGCCAAAAAUGGAUUAAAAUAUUUUUACAUCACCUUUCAUUCCAGAAUCUCAACGUGGUAUACAAUAAGCUGCUACAUUACAAUAAAACAGUAAAAUAGCAGCAUUUACAAAGCCAGGGUAGAUAUAAAACCGAAGAGCUCAGAAGCAAAACAAUCUUAAAAUGCCAGCAAAAUAUGCAAGGAAACUUAAGGAGAACGUUCCUGCCAACAAAUAUUUUCUACAUAAUGCUUAGUUUAUGUGGAGUUGUAGGUACCGCUGGUGUUUUUUAAAAUAUCUUUUGACAGAAAUUGUAUGACUAUAAACAGCUGCUUCGGGAAAAUGUCUCGUGGCCAUUUUAGAAAAUGGCGCCUGCAGACUGAUGCCAACCUGCUUAUGUCUACCCAACUUUUUCUCAUUCCAACACGCCUUCUGCAUUAUAUAUAGAUGGGAAUUGCUGUCAGGCAUGAAAUUCCUAUGGAGGUCUAUUACAAGACCUGUAUUAAGAAAGCUGUUUCCAAUUCCUAGCUACCAGCAUCAAAUUUUUAGUUGCCUAGGCAACUGGGCACCUGGGAUUUUCCUCCAACGCCCCCUCCCCACCAACUAUGACUCCUUUGCAACUUUGCUCCCUGCCCCCCGCCAUCUCAAUCUCUGGGAUCCCUAUGGCAGCAAAUGUCUACUUCACAGUCUCUUUCUUCUAGCCUGGCUCUGCCAAAAGGUUCAGAUGACUGGAAGGACGUCCGGAGGCAAGAACAUCUGGCAUUGCUGAUUUCUGCUGACCUCUGCAGGCCAAUGUGAGUGAAUCGCUUCCUCUCCCUUUCUCUCUCUUCCUGUUUCCUUCCAAAGGCAAGGAAGAGUUGGGACUCCAUAGACAACCCACGUGGUGGUUUGGGCAACAGUGUUUUAUGGGUGCCAAAGAAGCAGCAGGUCAUCUGCAAGGUCCGGUGUUGAUGGCUAUAUGCCAGCAACUCCCGAAUACUGAUCACUGCUCCUUAUCUGCUGUUGUCUGCUACUACAGAAUCAGUGGGUGGCAAAUGUUAACAGUGAAUACGAAGUAGCCACAGAAGGUUGAUCCAAGGGAAAUUUGGGAGCUAUAAAAAUGGUUUCAUUUAUAUAAUUACGUAAGAAAAGCUUGCUGGGUCAUAAUACAGUGGUACCUUGGGUUACAUACGCUUCAGGUUACAUAUGGUUCAGGUUACAGACUCCGCUAACCUAGAAAUAGUGCUUCAGGUUAAGAACUUUGUUUCAGGAUGAGAACAGAAAUUGUGCUCUGGCGGCGCGGCGGCAGCGGGAGGCCCCAUGAGCUAAAGUGGUGCUUCAGGUUAAGAACAGUUUCAGGUUAAGUUCGGACCUCUGGAACGAAUUAAGUAUUUAACCAGAGGUACCACUGUAAUAAUAAUAAUUAUUUAUUUAUACCCCAGCCACUCUGGGCGGCUUCCAACAGAAUGUUAAAAUACAAUAGUCUAUUAAACAUUAAAAGCUUCCCUAAACAGGGAACAGGAUCCAGCCUAGCAUUCUGUUCUCAUAGUGGCCAACCGGAUGCCUGUGGGAAUUCAGGUUCUUUUGGGUAAGAGAUGGCGCUGUUAUGAUUAGUAAAUAAACAUCGCUACAGCUUCGGACCAGUUUUCUUACCCCAUAUAUGCCCGCUUCGCCACUUCAGUCUACGGAACUGGCAUUUUUACAAAUGCCAAAGAAAUGUUUGAUCCACACUUGUGAGAAAUCAAUCUUUUAGUUAUCGUGCUACAAUUCCCCAUGUCUUUGUUGUAGUUUCUGAAGCUGAAACCAUUUUCCUUUAGGCACACCUACCCAGACAUGUCAUUUUAGUAUGUGCGCUUGUUUGUAAAACUGUGAAUUUUAAUCUAUAUUUGGGUAAUUUUAUUGUGCUGACUUGUUUGCAGUGUCUGUUUCCACCGCUAUUAUCUUGGAAUAUUUUAUGUUCUUUUGUGUAUGCUGCUUAGAGAGGUGCUCUGUGGGUUUGGGGGAUUAAGCAGUAUAUAAAGCUUGCUAAAUAUUCCCCCUUGGCUCAGAUGCACAUCUUGUACAGUAUUUAGUAGGAGCCGUUGAGUUCAGUAUUGUGGGAUCAGUUUUAUGGAGCUCCCUUCCAGGUGAGGACAGACAGGCAACCCUCUCUUGAACUUCAGCAGGCAUUAUAACUGAAUUCUGAUUCUAUAGCUUUAACUAUCCCCCCCCCCCAUUGCAUUGAGUUUCUCAUACGCUGCUUACAAAGGCCAUAGCUCAGUGGUAAGAGUAUGCAGAAGGUCUCAGGAUCAAAUCCCCAGUAUCUCCAGGUAGGGCUAGAAGGAAGGACCCCUUCCUGAAACUCUGACAAGCCACUGCCAGUCAGUAUAGACAAAACCACACAAGAUGGAUCAUAAGACUGUAAAGUUGGGAGCGUCCCCCAAGGGCCAUCUAGUGCAGGGGUCAGCAAACUUUUUCAGCAGGGGGCCGGUCCACUGUCCCUCAGACCUUGUGGGGGGCCAGACUAUAUUUUUUGGGGGGGGGAAUGAACGAAUUCCUAUGCCCCACAAAUAACCCAGAGAUGCAUUUGAAAUAAAAGGACACAUUCUACUCAUGUAAAAACACGCUGAUUCCCGGUCCGUCCGCGGGCCGGAUUGAGAAGGCGAUUGGGCCAGAUCUGGCCCCCAGGCCUUAGUUUGCCUACCCAUGAUCUAGCGCAACCCCACUGCAAUGCAGGAAUUUCAGCUAGAUCAUAAUCCAACCUCUGCUUAAAAACAUCCAAGGCAGGUGAGUCCACCACCUCUCGUGGGAGUCUGUUCCACUGUCAAGCUGCUCUUGCUGUCAGAAAGUUCUUGUGGUGUUUAGUUGGAAUCUCCUUACUUGUAACUUGAAGCCGUUGGUUCGGGUCCUGCCCUUCGGAGCAGGAGAAAACAAGCUUGCACCAUCCUCCAUUUGACAGCCCUUUAGAUCAGGGGUCCCCAAAGUAAGGUCCGCGGGCCAAAUAAGCCCCGAGGGACUUGUUUAUCCGGCCUGCGGCGACUCCCGCUGCCCGCUCUUAACAGCGCUGCACUAUGCGGCUGCCCACUUCCGGGUCGGAGCACCAGAAAUAGCUUGUGUGCAUGCGCAAGCAUUAUUUCCAGUGCACAUCCAGGUCGGAGGAGGCCCGUGCACAUGCACACAAGCUAUUUCUGGUGCUCCUCUGACCUGGAAGUGUGCCGGAAAUAGCAUGUGCGCACGCGUAUGGGCUGCACUCCCCCGCCCUCCGGCCUGCCACACAAUCAGCGCUGGUGACACCCGCCCGAGGCGUGGUAAGUUUGCUGACCCCUGCUUUAGAUAUUUGAAGAUGGUGAUCAUAUCUCCUCUCAGUCUCCUCUUUACCAUGCUAAACAUACUAUUGAAUGCAUGUUUGAAUCAUUCCUGCUUAGAAAUGAUUGUAAUCAAGUGGCAUAUGUUUCCCAAGUACUGUAAAUAAAUAAAAUACCAUUGCUGAGCUAGGAAUGCUCAGCCCAAAGCUUUACAGAAAGUUGCCCCCCUUCUCUAUUUUUCACUCCCCCCCCCACAAAAAAACCAGGUUCCUUGGCAAACUUUACAUAUUUCACCAUCUUUCCCCCUCUGUUUUUCCAGGCUUCAAUAGCUCACAGCUUCCUUGAGGGAGAAAAGAUGGACUAACUUCUGUACUCUCCUUGUUUUGUACCUUUUGCUAAUGAGUGUCAACAAUAAUUAUGACAGCAGCAAUAAAACAAUUUAUUAUCAAGUUCA
Podarcis lilfordi (Lilford's wall lizard) is the source of this 7703-nucleotide messenger RNA. The record is from the annotation of a GenBank genome assembly. Lineage: Eukaryota; Metazoa; Chordata; Lepidosauria; Squamata; Lacertidae.